Messenger RNA from Achroia grisella, 1532 nucleotides. RefSeq names its product zinc transporter 7 (gene ZnT86D). Gene Ontology annotation, biological process: transmembrane transport; zinc ion transport; intracellular zinc ion homeostasis. Gene Ontology annotation, molecular function: zinc ion transmembrane transporter activity. NCBI's taxonomy places the organism in Eukaryota, Metazoa, Arthropoda, Insecta, Lepidoptera, Pyralidae. The coding region runs from base 295 to 1335 and encodes 346 amino acids. The record is from RefSeq and is a predicted model, not a curated record. Gene Ontology annotation, cellular component: membrane; Golgi apparatus. The transcript has 3 exons.
UGAAAUGAUAUGUUGACGACGAAUUAGUAUAGUCGUAUCACGAUAAAAUUUUAACUUUAUUCAUUAAAUAAUAACAAACUAUGCAUAACAUAUCUAUAUUAAACCUUUUUUAAUUUAAAAGCCUAAUAUUUAACUUCUAUUAAUAUAGUUUUCAUAUUAAUUUUGUUGAUAAAGGUUAUAGACCGCUUGUCCAGUACACGUAUGCAGUGAAUAUGGUGCUUAAUUUUGUGGUUUAUGAGUAAAUUCUUUCUGAAAUGACGUGACAUAGGCUUACUGAAGUUUUAAAAUAACACAAUGUUGCCCCUCAUCGAGAAAGACACUCGGGUUCCGCGCGGCACUUUGGGCGGUUUUAGAGACAAAUUCCCCAAUUGGCUCCGAUUAAUUUACUCUGAUAAGAAUUCAAGAAAUUUAUUUCUAUUUUUAUUACUUAAUUUAUCUUUUGCUUUUGUUGAACUUUUCUAUGGCGUGUGGACAAACAGUUUGGGUCUCAUCUCUGACUCAUUUCACAUGUUUUUCGAUUGCACGGGACUUGUGGCGGGGUUGGCUGCCUCCCUGAUAUCGAAAUGGCGCGCGAACAGCCGCUACUCUUAUGGCUAUGCAAGAGCUGAGGUGUUAGCAGGCUUUGUGAAUGGAUUGUUCCUGUUAUUUAUUGCAUUCUUCAUCAUGAGUGAAGCGGUAGAACGAGCUAUUGAACCUCCAGAGGUGAAGCACGAGCGUCUACUCGUGGUAUCGAUAUUGGGAUUCCUCGUGAACAUGGUGGGCAUAUACGCCUUCCACCACGGGCACGGCCACGGUCAUGGUGGCCACGGACACUCCCACGGCGGCCACGGCCACUCACACAACCACAACCAUGGACACUCGCACGAGGAGCCUGAAGCCCCGACGGGAUCAGGCUCGGCCAUCAUGCGUGGAGUGUUCCUCCACGUACUAGCUGAUACCUUAGGUUCAGUUGGAGUUAUAGUAUCAGCUAUACUAAUGCGAAUGUUCGGAUGGAUGCGAGCGGACCCUAUAUGCUCCAUGGCUAUUGCUCUCCUCAUAGCCGCGAGUGUUAUACCAUUAGUUCGUGAUUCAGCAGGUGUGCUCAUGCAACGGACUCCAACAAGCAUAGACCGUGCGCUGCCUAACCUAUUCACCAGGAUAGUAGGUCUCGCCGGUGUGCACGCAAUCCAAGAACCACAUUUUUGGACUUUGUGCAGUGACGUUCACGUUGGCGCAAUUAAACUAGAAGUAGCAAGAGAAGUAGACCCUAGGUAUGUGACGGAACAAGCAACGAGGAUCUUCCGCGAGGCGGGCGUCAAGUAUCUGACAGUCCAACUAGAUUACUUCCCGCUCUGAUCUUGAGCUUAAACAGCGAAUGUACUGUUUAUCAUAACGUGGAAAUUAUUGUAUAUAAUAAUGUAAUUUAAUUCUGUCUACAGUUUUUUUAUGGAUGUUUAAAUAUGUGUUGUUAUUGAAUGGCAACAUUAUAGAAUUUAUUUUUUUAAUAGAAGGUAAAAUGAAGCUAAUGUACAGCAUAUAGCCAUGUGGUACCU